Homarus americanus (American lobster) is the source of this 492-nucleotide messenger RNA. Its product is annotated as U1 small nuclear ribonucleoprotein C-2-like. The transcript has a single exon. The record is from RefSeq and is a predicted model, not a curated record. NCBI's taxonomy places the organism in Eukaryota, Metazoa, Arthropoda, Malacostraca, Decapoda, Nephropidae. The coding region runs from base 1 to 492 and encodes 163 amino acids.
AUGCCGACCCCAGGGUCCCUCCCAGGGGCAUCGGCGUAUACAGGUGCCCUCCCAAGGACAGCGGCACUCCUAGAGGCCUUCCCAGGGUCGGUGGCACCCCUAGGAUCCCUGCCAGGGACGGAGGUGCUCCCAGAGGCCCUGUCAGGAGCGGUGGCGCCGCCAGGGGACGUCCAAGAGACCGGGAGCUCCAAGUGGCCCUCCCACAGACAGCGGUGCCCCAAGGGGCUCUCCCAGGGACCGACGCGCCCUGGGACCCUCUCAGGGGCGGUGGUACCCCAAGGAGCGCUGCCAGAGCCAAGGACACCGCCAGGGGCCCUGCCAGGGGCCCUGCCAGGUGCCUCGAUGCCCCCAGGAGCCAUUCCAAGAAAAACGGCGCCCCAAGGGGCCCUUCCGGAGACCUCAGCCCACCAAGGGGCACUCCCAGUGACAGCAGCAGCCCCAGGGGCCAUCUCAGAGUCAGUGGUGACCCCAGGGGUCCUCCUUGGGCGGUGA